AUGGAUACAAGUUUUUUAAAAAUGGCUUUCAUGUAUCCAAUACAUUUUCCGUCCGUUCCAUUACGUUGGGAUGAAUCAAUUUGGACAUCAAUUCUAAAUAGUGAAGAAGAAGAAGCAUUAAUCACAAAUUUAGAAGCGAGAAUCAUCGCUCGAAGUGAAUCGUAUCAACUACGUAAUUUGCCAAAAAGUGUUUGCGGCCAAGUACACGAAUAUGAUGAUGAAAUGGAAGAUGAUGACGAGCAUGAUGACGAGGAUAUGGGCGAAUUAAGUAUUUAA
Messenger RNA from Dracunculus medinensis (Guinea worm), 276 nucleotides. NCBI's taxonomy places the organism in Eukaryota, Metazoa, Nematoda, Chromadorea, Rhabditida, Dracunculidae. The record is from the annotation of a GenBank genome assembly.